AUGUCCCCCUCCACCAACACCCUACCCUCCUCAUCCGCAACCCUCCCCUCCGACAGCGAAACCUACGACUCCCCCUCCGCUGCCGACCCACCCAGCACCAACAGCCCCUCGCCCUCGCCCUCGGCCUCAUCACCCCACACCCCCCUCAUCCUCUACAAACCGCCUACACUCUGGAGUCUGCUCCGCGGCGCCGCUAUCAACCUCCUCCUGCCCUUUGUCAACGGGUUGAUGCUGGGCUUUGGCGAGCUGGUGGCGAAUGAGGCGGCGUUUAGGCUGGGUUGGAGUGGGACAAAGAUCUUCCCCUCCCACCGCACCUCCUCCACCCCCCGCCCCGCCGGCCCCGGCGUAGAAAUCCGCCCCGACCCCAUCGAACGGCGACGCAGAAACGGCCAGGAACUAGACAUGUACACCUCGCUCGAAUAA
This is a messenger RNA of Plenodomus lingam JN3, 423 nucleotides long. RefSeq lists its product as uncharacterized. Gene Ontology annotation, biological process: protein insertion into mitochondrial outer membrane; mitochondrial outer membrane translocase complex assembly. The record is from RefSeq and is a predicted model, not a curated record. Lineage: Eukaryota; Fungi; Ascomycota; Dothideomycetes; Pleosporales; Leptosphaeriaceae. Gene Ontology annotation, cellular component: mitochondrial outer membrane.